AUGCACAUUUUCUGUAGGGAAAAAAAUCAUGUUUGUCAGGCAGUGGACCAAGAGAUUCAAGAAAGGUCUCUUUCCUUUUAUCUCUUCUUCUUUUUCUUUGAACACUUUCAUUCACUUUUUCUUCCUCUAAUUACUUUUAUAAUAUUUAUUUCUUCCUUUUUAGUUUUCAUUCCCCCCCCCGUGACUACAGUCAAUAUUCAAUCUCAGUUUUUCUCUUCUCCUUCUGUAUUUUCCUAUCAAGAAACUUUUUUUAAAAAAAUCCUUUUAAAACUCAUUCAUCUUAGAACAUUGUCUUGUUUUUCCUUAUUUUCUUUCACCUUUCUUUUUUCAUCUCUUCCUUCACAUUUUUCUCUUCCUUUACAUUUGUUUCUUCUCUUCCUUCACAUUUUUUCCUUCUCUUCCUUUACAUUUUUUCUUCUCUUCCUUUACAUUUUUCUUCUCUUCCUUCACAUUUUUUCUUCUCUUCCUUUACAUUUCUUUUUUCUUCUCUUCCUUUACAUUUUUCUUCUCUUUCUUCACAUUUCUUUUUUCUCUUCUUUCACAUUUUUCUUCUUUUCCUUCACAUUUCUUUUUUCUUCUCUUCCUUUACAUUUUUCAUUUUUUUCUUCACAUUUUUCUUCUCUUCCUUCACAUUUCUUUUUUCUCUUCUUUCACAUUGUUCUCUUCUCUUCCUUCACAUUUCAUUUUCUUCUUCCCUUCCUUUAUAUUUUUUAUCCUCUUCCUUCACAUUUAUUUUUUCUUCUCUUCCUUCACAUUUAUUUUUUCUUCUCCUCUUCUUUCACAUUCCUUUUUAUAUAUUUUAUUUACUUUAUCUUUCUUCCUCUCAUUCUACCAUCUCUUUCGUACCAUUUUCUUGCAGCUAUCACUCCUAUCCUCUUUCACCUGAUGGCUUCUACCUUUCUUAAUUUUCAUUGA
Molecule: messenger RNA, 915 nt
Organism: Acanthosepion pharaonis
Lineage: Eukaryota; Metazoa; Mollusca; Cephalopoda; Sepiida; Sepiidae
Source: the annotation of a GenBank genome assembly